Messenger RNA from Cygnus olor (mute swan), 1580 nucleotides. It is a transcript of the gene FFAR4, whose product is annotated as free fatty acid receptor 4. Gene Ontology annotation, molecular function: G protein-coupled receptor activity; peptide binding. The record is from RefSeq and is a predicted model, not a curated record. Bases 516 to 1580 code for a protein of 354 amino acids. Gene Ontology annotation, cellular component: membrane. Gene Ontology annotation, biological process: G protein-coupled receptor signaling pathway. NCBI's taxonomy places the organism in Eukaryota, Metazoa, Chordata, Aves, Anseriformes, Anatidae. The transcript is spliced from 3 exons.
AAGCCCUUCCUGGAGCUUUUGUUUUGCCCUGUGCUUUACCACAGGUGCUCCCAGCGGAGGGGAGCAUCAUGGCGCAGCCUGGAAGGCCUCCCCAGGUCAAUGGCACCCCAGGGACCUGUCUGGAGAGCGGGGCAGACCAGGACCACUCUGAAGGACGUGGCCAAGCCUGGUCCCAUUGGCAUGGAGGUGCCACUGCUCUGCUGCACGCCCUCCCAGGGAGGUGUUGGGUGGCCCCACUCGCGCCCAGCCCCUCUCUGCCUCCCCACGCACACCGGCCUCGCCUUUGUGUGAGCUGCGCCGUGUUUACCCUCACACUUCCUUGUUCCACUCCGGCACGAGGGCCAUAAACCGCACGGCUGGCACGACCGAGCCCUUGGCAGCAGGACCAGGAGGAAGGCGAGGAGGGGGAUGGCAGCCAGCCCCCUGCCCCGUGUCAGGAGGGCACCCCGAGUGCCGCCGUGGCGGCUGGGAGCGCAGCCCUUCCCCUAGCUCGCUCAUGCCCACCGGCCGCCCUCAUGCUCGGGGCCGGGGCCGCGGGGGGCCACAGGACCUACUUCCCCUUCUUCUCGGACUUCAGGGGCCGCAACGUGACGGCCCUGCGCAUCGGUGAGUCGGUGGCGCUGGGCUCCAUCUUCCUGCUGGCCUUGGUGGGCAACGUCUGGGGCAUCUGCCUGCUGGCCUGGCGGCGGCACCGGCUGUGCGUCGCCAACUGCCUGGUCCUCAACCUCUUCUGCGCUGACCUGCUCUUCAUCACCGCCAUCCCCUUCAUCGGCGUCGUGCGCUGGACCGAGUCCUGGGUGCUGGGCGACGUCAUCUGCCACAUGCUCUUCUACGUGAUGACCCUCAGCGGCACCGUCAUCAUCCUCUCCCUGUCGGCCGUCAGCCUGGAGCGCGUCGUCAGCAUCGCCCGGCUGCGCCACGCCGCCUGCCGCCGCCGCAAGGUGCUGGCCGCCGCCCUCCUCGUCUGGGGCUUCGCCGCCGCCGUCACCCUGCCGCUCUGCUGCUUCUUCACCGUGGUGCGGCUGCCCGCCGCCGCCGGGGAGGAGGUUCAGAUUUGCACCUUGGUUUGGCCCAGCACUGCAGGAGAAAUACUUUGGGAUGUGACCUAUGCCAUUGUUGUCUUUUUAAUACCGGGAUUAGUCAUUGUCAUCAGUUACUCCAGAAUCUUGCAGAUUACAAAAGCAUCAAGAAAAAGUUUAAAUGCUGGUUUGGCCUACUCACAAAAUCAUCAGAUUCGUGUUUCCCAGCAGGACUACAAACUAUUCCGAGCCCUCAUUGUGUUGAUGAUCUCCUUCUUCAUCAUGUGGAGCCCAAUUAUUAUCAUUAUUUUUUUAAUUUUAGUCCAGAACUACAAGCAAGAUUUAAAUAUUUUGCCAUCAGUUUUCUUUUGGAUAGCGCUAUUCACUUUUGCCAACUCUGCUGUCAACCCAGUUUUGUAUAAUGUUGCCCAUUUCAGACGUAAAUGUCAGGAAAUUCUUCUCUGUUUUACAGGGAACCAUAUAGGGAAUGGGGCUGGUAUAGAAACCAUUGCAAAAAGAAGUAAACAUGAACAACCUAAUUUGUCUUUCAUUACCAGAUAA